This is a messenger RNA of Penicillium subrubescens, 846 nucleotides long. Its product is annotated as biliverdin-producing heme oxygenase. Gene Ontology annotation, biological process: heme oxidation. The record is from RefSeq and is a predicted model, not a curated record. Gene Ontology annotation, molecular function: heme oxygenase (decyclizing) activity. The transcript has 2 exons. Lineage: Eukaryota; Fungi; Ascomycota; Eurotiomycetes; Eurotiales; Aspergillaceae. The coding region runs from base 1 to 846 and encodes 281 amino acids.
AUGACAACUGGUGAUUUACUCGCCAAGUUACGCUAUGCCAUUAAAGAACCACAUACAUCCAUUCACAGACUAAAUCUCUCUCGCAUCCCACUCUGUCUACCACCACACACAGACAGACCAGCCCUCUACUUAUUUGGUCUAUCACGAUACGCAGAGCUUUUUUACGUAAUCGAAGAUGCUUGGCUCUCAAUAAUCGGGGACCCCGUGGACUGGAUAUCCCACGAUACCGACGCCGACGCCAAUACCAAUGCCGAUGUCCAUGUCUCCAAUCCCGAAGAACACGAUGAUCCCUCUCCACAAUCAAAUACGAAAAAGCGCAUCCAAACCGUGCUGCGAAUGCUCUACAUCCCCGAACUUCUACGCACAAAGGCACUCCAGAAUGAUAUCCGAUUCCUGACAUCCUUGCACCCACCAAGUACCAGUUCCCCGGUCCUUCUUCACUCGGACAAUGACCAGGAUAAAGAUACCGGACGGCGCGUCGGACAGGAAAUCCGCCACCGGAUUCAAGAUAAACCACAUAUCCUAGUCGCCUAUGUAUGGAUCAUGUAUUCAGCCCUUCUUUACGGGGGCCGGGAUAUCCGCACCCUUCUUCUCAAGGCUGGUUCUGAUUUCUGGGGUCUGUCGGUGGUGGAAAUUACUUCUCAGAGAAUACCGUGCCCUUUGUCUUUUUGGCAUAUCGAUAAUGAUGGGGAGGUUAAGGCCAAGUAUCGUGCUCGCAUGACUGAUGUGGAGUCGUUGUUGAGUGCGCGAGAACAGAAUGAUAUCUUGGAAGAAGCGAUGCGGAUCUUUGGGACCUUGGAGGAGUUGACGAGGAGUUUGGAUGAGGAUACGAAUGUUGUAAUUUAA